Messenger RNA from Prunus armeniaca (apricot), 1560 nucleotides. NCBI's taxonomy places the organism in Eukaryota, Viridiplantae, Streptophyta, Magnoliopsida, Rosales, Rosaceae. The record is from the annotation of a GenBank genome assembly.
AUGAUAGCCUACCUGGAGUGUUUCGUUCACGAAAACGACACCGAAUCGAGGCCGGACGACGACGUUUCCAGCCUCUCCAAGGCCCUGGACCUCCAAGGCAGUAUCCACGACUGCGAGGGGCCCACCGACGAGGCCUCCAGAGAUUUCGGCGGCAUGAAUUCCCUAGCGCCGCUCUUUUUCAUCCGCCCCUCCAACGCCGAUGACGUGGCGAGGGUGGUCAAAGAGGCUGCCAGGUCCUCGAAUCUGACGGUGGCGGCGCGCGGCAACGGCCACUCGAUCAACGGCCAGGCGAUGGCGGAUCGAGGCCUCGUCUUGGACAUGCGGUCCUUGGACGACCAUUUCCGAGUGGUAAGAGCGAACAAUGGCUCCGUCUACGCCGACGUGUCCGGAGGGGCAUUAUGGGAACAUGUGCUGAAACGGUGCGUUUCCGAGUACGGGAUGGCCCCGAGGUCCUGGACUGAUUACCUCAGCUUGACGGUGGGCGGGACGUUAUCCAACGCCGGCGUCAGCGGUCAGGCUUUCCGUUACGGUCCACAAACGUCAAACGUUACGGAGCUACAAGUCGUUACGGGGAAAGGCGAAAUUUUCAAUUGCUCCGAAACCGAAAACUCGGAGCUCUUUUUCGGAGCGCUUGGCGGACUCGGACAGUUCGGUAUCAUCACCCGAGCUAGGGUUUUGCUCCAACCAGCCCCAGACAUGGUGAGAUGGAUAAGGCUGGUGUACACCGAGUUUGAGGACUUCACCCGGGACGCCGAGUUACUGGUGACUCGGCAGGACGAGGACGACUCGUUUGAUUACGUGGAAGGCUUUGCCUUCGUCAACAGCGACAACCCGGCAGAUGGGCGGCCCUCCGUGCCGUUGGAUCCGGACCAGGUCUUCGACCCGACCCAUCUUCCACGAACCGCCGGAUCAAUGCUCUACUGUCUCGAACUGGCUCGUCACUACCGCAACUCUGACGACCCCUCAAUUGUUGAUAUGGGCGUGAACAGAUUGCUUGGAGGCCUCGGAUUCGUUGAGCGAUUGAAGUUCCAAGUGGACCUCAGCUACCUCGAGUUCUUAUUGCGUGUGAAGCGUGCAGAGGAACACGCCAAGGCCAACGGGAUAUGGGACGCGCCACAUCCUUGGUUGAACCUGUUCGUCUCGAAAUCUGAUAUCGCUGAUUUUGAUCGAACGGUCAUCAAGAAGAUCCUCAAGGAUGGGAUUGGUGGGCCCAUGCUCGUCUACCCUCUGCUGCGAAGCAAGUGGGAUACGCGUACAUCAGUGGCGCUACCAGAAAGUGAAAUCUUCUACAUAGUGGCAUUGUUACGUUUCACUCCACCAUACCCAACAGGUCCCUCGUUCGAGAACCUAGUGGCCCAGAACAAGGAAAUUAUACAAUAUUGCACCAAAAAGGGGUUUGAUUUCAAGUUGUAUCUGCCUCACUAUCGAUCGCAGGAUGAUUGGAAGCGGCAUUUUGGAAAUGAUCGAUGGUCGAGAUUCGUGGAGCGGAAGACCUGCUUUGAUCCAAUGGCCAUCCUUGCUCCAGGACAGAAAAUUUUCCCUAGGGUUUCUCAACCUUAA